Marmota flaviventris (yellow-bellied marmot) is the source of this 453-nucleotide messenger RNA. It is a transcript of the gene Krtap15-1, whose product is annotated as keratin associated protein 15-1. The record is from RefSeq and is a predicted model, not a curated record. NCBI's taxonomy places the organism in Eukaryota, Metazoa, Chordata, Mammalia, Rodentia, Sciuridae.
AUGUCUUACAACUGUGGCUCUGGAAGAUUCUCCUCCCAAUCUCUUGGAGAUUACCUGAGGUACCCAGUUUCCCAGUAUAACUCCUUCUACCCCAGUGAUGUAGCCUACUUUCCAGGAACCUACCAGCUGGGCUCCUCUUUCUAUGGUGGCCAUCAGGAGUCUUACUCUGAGCCCAUCAGCUAUGAAACAUCCUGCCCUGGAACCAGAUCCUACCAGACAUCUAGUUAUUGCCCAAAGAACUUCAUUUUCUCCAGUCCCUGCCAAGCGAAUUACUCUGGAUCUCUUGGAUAUGGUAGCGCCGGCCAUGGAUCUUUUGGAUUUGGAAGCACUGGGUUCCAGUCUGUGGGAUGUGGGUCCAGCUUCCACCGUCCAGCUUACUUCCCUUCCAGGAGUUUCCAGUCGACUUGUUUCCGCCCAGCCAUUGGCUCUCACUAUUUUGGAUCAUCCUGCUGA